This is a messenger RNA of Salvelinus namaycush (lake trout), 2990 nucleotides long. Its product is annotated as spermatid perinuclear RNA-binding protein-like. Lineage: Eukaryota; Metazoa; Chordata; Actinopteri; Salmoniformes; Salmonidae. The coding region runs from base 426 to 2606 and encodes 726 amino acids. Gene Ontology annotation, molecular function: double-stranded RNA binding; single-stranded RNA binding. The record is from RefSeq and is a predicted model, not a curated record. The transcript has 18 exons. Gene Ontology annotation, cellular component: precatalytic spliceosome.
UCAAACGUGCGAGCUCUUUCGCUGAACGUCGGCACUUGGUUUUUGGUCCUACCAGCGAGUGUCAGAACUGUGCCUGUUAUCAACCAACGUAUGUUUGGAUAUCUUUUCCCACUUCAGUAACACACCGUAGAGAUCCCCCACACAUCCUGAGACUAUUAGUGUGACCCUGAGCUGCAGAGGGACAGGAGGACAGUGCAGCACAAGGUGAGACAGAGGAAGUCCGGUCUGUAGUCUGGGGGGCUCAGUCAGAGGGGAGCGUAUGAGGAGUCAGAGAGCAGAGGAAAUCCCUGACCUGUCCUGAUAACACAUCGCCACACCGGCAACGCACCCGGAAACUCACCCGGCAACGCACCCGGAAACUCACCCGGCAACGCACCCGGGUCACAAAAGGAGACAAACAAGGAGCCCCCACUCCUCCUGCAGGCAUGAGGUCCUUCCGUUCGUUCGGUAAUGAUGACCGUCACGUCAUGGCCAAGCACUCCUCCGUCUACCCAUCAUCGUCUGAACUGGAGGCGGUCCAGACCCUGGUGUCCACCGUGGAGGGUGCCCUCAAGCACGUCUCUGAUUGGAUAGACCAGAGCAACGUUCAAUCAGUGCAGAGCAACAGCCAGACAGACGCAGCAGUCGGCCAGACAGACGGUCAGUCCGACGCAGCAGUCGGCCAGCCCAACCCCACAGACAGCCCGGUGCCAAAGGAUGGUAGCUGUGACCAUAACGAUAACCCUAACGACGACCCCAGUCUUAGUCCCAGAGCCAGCCCAGAUGACUCCACAGACUGCGGCAGCAGUGAGCCCAGUGGAGGUGUUCUGUGUGGCGUGAUGAGGAUUGGCCUGGUGGCUAAAGGUCUGCUCAUCAAACAGGACAUGGACCUGGAGCUGGUGCUGAUGUGUAGAGAGAAACCUACAGAGACACUGCUGUGUACUGUCUGUGAUAACCUGCCGCUGCAGAUACAGAAGCUAACAGAGGAGAAGUACGAGGUGCACCGAUGCGUGCCAGAGGCGGCCAUCUUGGUGUGUAGCACGACGGAGCCCAAACUCACCCUGAAGGUCACCCUCAGCUCUCCACAGAUGAGAGAAGACAGCGACACGGAUGAACAAAGUACCACGGAUGAACAAGUGGAGGGUGUUGAGCUGUCCGACCCUGCAGACAUGCUGGACAGGCACAGAUGUCUGUUGGCCCUGGCGGCUCUGCGACAUGCCAAAUGGUUCCAGGCCAGAGUAAACGGCUUGAAGUCAUGUGUCAUCAUCCUCAGGAUCCUGAGAGACAUGAGCAAUAGACUGCCAGCCUGGGAGCCACUCAAAGGAUGGCCCCUGGAGCUGAUUUGUGAGAAGGCCAUAGCCACGUGUAACCGGCCGCUGGGUGCAGGGGAAGCCCUACGUAGAGUCAUGGAGUGUCUCGCCUCGGGAAUCCUGCUUCCAGGAGGACCAGGGUUACACGACCCAUGUGAGAAGGAGCUGACCAACACCCUGACGGCCAUGACAGACGAGGAGGCUGAGGCCAUCACCUACAAUGCACAGCACUCCCUGAGACUGAUGGCGUUUGGUCAGAUCUACAAGGUGCUGGAGAUGGACCCUCUACCCUCUAGUAAACCCCAGAAGUACCCCUGGUCAGACAGGGAGGGCUCCGGGCUAAAGAGGCCUUAUGAGGACGGGCCCACGGACGACAAAGACCUCAUCAAGAAAAUGAAGAGGAACCUGAGGAAAGUCUUCGACAGCAAAGCAAUAGACACCAACCAACCAAUGAAUGCUCUGAUGCGUCUGAAUCAGAUACGUCCAGGUCUGCAGUACAAGCUGCUGUCCCAGUCCGGCCCGGUCCACGCUCCUGUCUUCACCAUGUCUGUAGACGUAGACAGCACUGUGCACGAAGCCUCAGGCUCCUCCAAGAAAACCGCCAAGCUGCAUGUUGCUGUGAAGGUCCUUCAGGCGAUGGGUUACCCUACAGGGUUUGAUACGGACCUGGACUGCAGUGCAGACGAGAAGUCAGACGGAGAGGGGAGAAGUGAAUCGUCCACACACAGCAAUAACACAACACACUCAGACAGCUCAAAUACACUGGAGGUCCGAACUCAGGGUCCUAUUCUGACGGCCAGCGGUAAAAACCCUGUCAUGGAGCUCAAUGAGAAACGCAGAGGUCUGAAGUACGAGCUCAUAUCAGAGAGCGGGGGCAGCCAUGACAAACGCUUCGCCAUGGAGGUGGAGGUGGAUGGUCAGAAGUUCCGGGGGGCGGGGCCUAAUAAGAAGGUAGCGAAGGCAUCCGCUGCAUUGGCUGCUCUGGAGAAACUGUUCUCUGGUCCCAACGCCACCGCUAUCAAGAAGAAGAAGAUCAUCCCUCAACACGCUAUGAAAGGUUCCCUAGCUGCAGCAGUGGCAGCCUCAGCAGUAGCAGCCCAGGUGGCCAGGGGGAGAGGUAGAGCAGCAGCCCUGACCAGUGGAGCCUUCAUUACCACAGCCGCUGCACCAGGAUACACACAGAUACCAGGCUUCGGGACUCCAUAUGGAUACAGUGCUGCAGCCGCCCCAGCCUAUGGUUUCUCCCCCAACAGAAUGCUUCUGUUGCCUGUUAUGAAAAUGCCCGCCUACCCCAUCCCCCACUACUCCUUCUUUUAGAACAGGGACCCCAAAACACCCCACUAGAAGGGAUUCUGAGUCUUUUUAUUUGUCCUACAUAUGGAGGGAGAAGUGAACAAAAGGACUUGAGCAGAAGAUGAUUUGUAAAAGAAGUGUAUUUUGCUGAUAAAGAUUUCUAAAAAAUUAAAUAAAAAUAAAACUUGAAGGAUUUGUACUGUGAAUUGUUACCUCAUUCUUUUGAAUCUAAAUUAUAUCAAUACUUUUUUGUUAUUCGUUGUUUCUGUUCUUAAGUAGGAAAGAUUUAGGCCUUGCAAUUUGACACAGAACACAUUCUCUGUAACCCUGAGCUGUGUGAAGGAUGCAUAGCAAUUAUAAUGGAACUAUUGUGGACAAAUAAAACCUUUACCGGUAUAUAUCCUACAA